This is a messenger RNA of Closterium sp. Naga37s-1, 716 nucleotides long. NCBI's taxonomy places the organism in Eukaryota, Viridiplantae, Streptophyta, Zygnematophyceae, Desmidiales, Closteriaceae. The record is from the annotation of a GenBank genome assembly.
GUCGCGCCCUCAUCUCGCUGCAUGUACCCCGCGCCAUACCCGCGGCCCCCACGCAUCCCUCCUCCACCUCCUCUCCCUCCUCCUCACCCUUCCCCCGCAACCCUGUGCAUGUGGCGAGGGAUGAGGUGGGGGUUGAGGGCGCGGCGGGGGAGGGCGUGGCCAGGGAGGGCGUGCGUGUGCGGGUGAGGGGCAGCGCAGUCGAUCUGGCGUCCAUGGGGGGGCUCUUCCUCAGAGAGCGGGUCAGCUGGGGCCAGGAAUGGGUGGACCAAUUGCGAGCUGACACGUGGAUGCAUGCCUUCAGCUUCACCGGAGCACAGCAGCAGGAGGCAGGGAGGGAGAGGCAGGGUUGGGAUGAGGGUGGCGACAGGGGCAACAGCGACAAAGAUGUGAAGAGCGGAGGGGUCAGUGCUGCAGGUUAUGCUGGUGCUGCACCACAGGAGAGGGACACUGGGAAUUCAACGGCAGAGGGGGAAAGUGCUGGGACUGCAAUGCGAGAGGGAGGGAGUGCAGGGAGUGCAGUAGAUAGUGGUGACAGCGGUGCUGUUGACGUCUUCCAAGUGUUGCUCGACGCCAGCCACGGCACCGCAGAGGUGCUUGUGGAGCUGCCUCUCCGUGCGCACUCAGGCUCACAGCCCCGGUGGGUGCUGGUAAAGCUGCUCCUCACUGUCGCCGACCAAGCGCCCAAUCGCCUCCUCGUUCGUGUGGCUGCUGGAUAA